Molecule: messenger RNA, 1478 nt
Organism: Rhincodon typus (whale shark)
Lineage: Eukaryota; Metazoa; Chordata; Chondrichthyes; Orectolobiformes; Rhincodontidae
Gene: ppid
Product: peptidylprolyl isomerase D
Exons: 10
Coding region: 89-1219 (376 amino acids)
Biological process (GO): protein folding; protein peptidyl-prolyl isomerization
Molecular function (GO): protein binding; peptidyl-prolyl cis-trans isomerase activity
Source: RefSeq, a predicted model, not a curated record
UGUACCGCAAAAAGCGGAUGUCCGGUUGACUAGCGGAAGUUGUCUACACAUUUGUCCUGUCCUCGGUGGCUUGAGCUUGUUCGUUGUUAUGUCGAAUCCUUCUCCGAAAGUAAAACCGUCUGCGGCGGCUAACCCGCGAGUCUACCUGGAUGUCAGCAUCACGGGGGAGAGAGCUGGACGAAUAGUUCUGGAGCUGUUUGCUGAUGUCUGUCCUAAAACAGCUGAGAAUUUUCGUGCUUUAUGCACUGGAGAGAAGGGAAUUGGGCCAACCACCGGAAAACCUCUGCAUUUCAAAGGCUGUCCUUUCCACAGGAUUAUAAGGAAGUUUAUGAUACAGGGAGGAGACUUUUCUAAUCAGAAUGGAACUGGAGGAGAAAGUAUCUAUGGAGAGAAAUUUGAAGAUGAAAAUUUUCAUUACAAGCACGAUCAGGCAGGAUUGCUGAGCAUGGCCAACGCAGGGCCAAACACCAAUGGUUCACAAUUCUUCAUCACAACUGUGCCUACACCUCAUCUGGAUAACAAACAUGUGAUUUUUGGUCAGGUGCUAAAAGGAAUGGGAGUAGUAAAAAUGCUGGAAAAUGUUAAAGUGAAAGAUGAGAGGCCUGUAAAGCAAUGUUCUAUAACAAACUGUGGUGAGAUUAGAGAAGGUGAUGACUUGGGUCUGGCUCCUGCUGAUGGAUCAGGGGAUGCAUAUCCAGACUUUCCAGAAGAUAUUGAUGGAGGUAUGAACGAUGUUGAUAAAAUUGUACAGAUUGCAGAAGACUUAAAGAACCUAGGGAAUAACUUCUUUAAAUCCCAAAACUGGACAAUGGCAGACAAGAAGUAUGCCAAGGCUUUAAGAUAUGUAGCCACUCUAAGAGAUGAAAUUGAUAAUGAAGAAUCAAUGGAGAAGGACUCGAUUAAAAAUCUGGAAUCUAUUUUAUUAAGCUGUAAUCUGAACAUUGCUGCGUGCAAGCUGAAACUUUCUGACUGGAAUGCUGCCAUUGAAAGCUGUGAUGAGGCUCUUGAAAUUAAUCAGUCAAACACAAAGGCACUUUACAGAAGGGCUCAGGCUUGGCAAGCAAAGAAGGAUUAUGAUCAGGCUCUGGAUGAUCUUAAGAAAGCUUGGGAAAUUACACCUGAAGAUAAAGCUAUAAGCAAUGAAAUACUCCGAGUGAAGCAAAAGAGAAAAGAACUUAAAGAGAAAGAAAAGGCCACUUAUGCAAAAAUGUUUGCUUGAUAAAAUGGUUUUGGUUCAUAAUUCUAAAUUAUUCAUUGGGCUUCUGUUUUGUCUUAAUCUUCUGAGGACAGUGUUGGGUUGUUUGUUUGGAUGUGUAGUCUGGUUUUACAGACAAGUGAGCGCUGACUAACAAAGAUUGGAGACUAACAUUGUAGACAAAAGCUGAGAUUCAGCUGUGCUGCUGACACCUUAUUUUCAAAUGUCUGUUGCAGUGGAACUGUUAAAGAUAUUGGUUAUUAAAAUAAAUAUCAAGAACAAA